GGCACGGGCGGUGCGAUGGCGGCGCCCAUGCUCCGCAGGGUGGGCCUUGGAAGACUUUGGGGUUUCGCAUGGGUGGAUGGCGGUUCCGGCCACCGAAGAGGGUCCCCGAAUGGGUCGACUUCCAGUCGGAGGAGGGAGCAGAGUUCGGUGGCCCAGCAGCCCCUCCACACGGCCCAGAAGCCCAGGAAAGGUGGACACAAAUGGGCAGCUGUGGUAGGAUUGGAAAUUCAUGCCCAGAUUUCCUCCAACUCCAAACUUUUCUCUGGAUCUCAAGUGUCUUUUAUGGCUCCUCCAAAUUCUUUGGUUUCUUUUUUUGAUGCUUCUCUACCUGGAACUUUGCCGGUGCUCAACAGGAGGUGUGUGGAAGCUGCCGUGAUGACAGGCCUGGCACUGAACUGCCACAUAAAUAAGAAGUCCUUGUUUGACAGAAAACACUACUUCUAUUCAGACCUCCCUGCAGGGUACCAGAUCACCCAGCAGAGGCUCCCGAUAGCUGCUAAUGGGAGCUUGACAUACGGAGUCUUCAUGGGAAAUAAGCAGAGUCGCAUGGCCACCAAGACAGUGAGAAUCAGGCAGAUCCAGUUGGAGCAAGAUAGCGGCAAAAGCCUCCAUGACGACCUGAGGUCCCAGACACUCAUUGAUUUGAACAGGGCGGGAGUUGGCCUCUUGGAAGUGGUCCUGGAGCCCGACUUGUGCUGUGGAGAAGAGGCAGCCGCAGUCAUCAAGGAGCUGCAGCUGAUACUUCAAGCCCUGGGGACCAGCCAGGCCAACAUGGCAGAGGGCCAGCUGAGGGUGGAUGCAAAUAUAUCCGUGCAUCACCCUGGGGAGCCGCUGGGCGUCCGCACUGAAGUGAAGAAUCUCAAUAGCAUCAGGUUCUUGGCCAAAGCCAUAGACCACGAAAUUCAGAGGCAGAUCAAUGAACUUGAGAGCGGAGGUGAAAUUCUGAAUGAAACUCGCUCAUUUGAUUGCAAGCUGGGGUGCACUGUGCCAAUGCGGGACAAGGAAGGAAAACAAGACUACAGGUUUAUGCCAGAGCCCAACCUGCCUCCUCUGGUGCUCUACGACUCAGCAUCUCUGCCUGCAGGCACUGAAUCUCAGCAGGUGAUCAACAUCGACCAGAUUCGGGACGCGCUGCCUGAGCUGCCCAGUGCAACCCGGGAGCGGUUGGUCCGGCGGUACGGGAUGCUGCCCGAGCACAGCUUCACACUGCUGAAUGAAGUUGGCCUGCUGCAGUUCUUCCAGAAUGUGAUGAAAGAAACUAGGGCAGAGCCAAAAAAGGUGACGAGCUGGGUCCUCAACACGCUGCUGGGCUAUUUAAAGCACCACAACCUUGCUGUGAGUGAGAGUCCUGUCACGUCCUCUGCACUUGCUGAGCUUCUUGACCUGCUGGACAGUAAGGCAAUUUCUUCCGCAGCAGCUAAACAGGUGUUCGAGGAACUGUGGAAGGGUGAGGCAAAGAGUGCAGCGCAGGUUGUUUCCGAGAAGCAGCUGGAACUGAUGCAGGACCGCGAGGCCCUGGAGCAGCUCUGCCAGUCCACGAUGGAGGGGCACCCUCAAGUGGUAACAGAUAUGAAAAGUGGAAACCCCAGAGCUAUAAACAAACUGAUCGGGUUGGUACGGAAGGCAACCCUAAACCGAGCAGACCCAGCUGAGAUAAAGGAUAUACUAGAGAGGCUGUCGUCAUGAGGUGUCUGGCGUCCUCUGUCCAGGGAAGGACAGGGCCCCACGAAUCCUGAUGUCUGUGUGCUCUUCAGGCUUCCGUCGCUUGUGAGUUGCACUAGCCAUGUUCGGGUCCUCUGAGUCCUGGUGCAGCGCUGUGGUGACAUUGUACUCCUCUGGACCACCGCAGCAGUUAGCAAGAGCACGCUGGGGGGGCGGAGAGGGCUUUUUCACCACUGAAUAAAACAGGCUUCAAAUCCUGCAACCAUUCUCCAGACCCUUCGCUGUCAGCUCCUUCCACAGAUACUUAUAAGCCUGGCAUUGGCCCCAGUGCUGGGGAUCGCAUGCCGAAAGACCCGAGUGAGGCUGCAGUGCACUCAGGCCCGAAAACAGGCUCGCGUAGACAGUGCCCUGAAAACGCAUUUGCCUAGCGCGCCAGGUAAAGCUUGACUCACAUCUGCUGGGCAGAAGCAACGCCGCCCGUCAGCUUCCUGGGGCUCCUGAACGCAUAGCUCAGAGAUGCAGUGAAUCUUCUGAGGACAGCAGAACUGUUUUCAAAUGAAUUUAAUGAAUAAAGUACAUACUGAGA
Messenger RNA from Octodon degus (degu), 2248 nucleotides. It is a transcript of the gene Gatb, whose product is annotated as glutamyl-tRNA amidotransferase subunit B. The transcript is spliced from 13 exons. The record is from RefSeq and is a predicted model, not a curated record. Gene Ontology annotation, biological process: glutaminyl-tRNAGln biosynthesis via transamidation; mitochondrial translation. Lineage: Eukaryota; Metazoa; Chordata; Mammalia; Rodentia; Octodontidae. Bases 16 to 1686 code for a protein of 556 amino acids. Gene Ontology annotation, molecular function: glutaminyl-tRNA synthase (glutamine-hydrolyzing) activity.